This is a messenger RNA of Racocetra persica, 176 nucleotides long. The record is from the annotation of a GenBank genome assembly. NCBI's taxonomy places the organism in Eukaryota, Fungi, Glomeromycota, Glomeromycetes, Diversisporales, Gigasporaceae.
UUAAACAAUCAAAGCAGCUUGAUAAGGCACAAAUAGAUCUUGUACAACAAAAUUAUAUUCAAGAAAAGGAUGUUAAAAUUGUUCAAUUUAAUCAGUUAUUAGCUCUUGAUAUAGAUAAAGAAAUUGGUUCAGAAGAAGAAAAUAAAAAUAAAGAAAUUGAUAAAUCUAUAAUAAAA